This is a messenger RNA of Thermothielavioides terrestris NRRL 8126, 3729 nucleotides long. RefSeq lists its product as uncharacterized. The transcript is spliced from 4 exons. The record is from RefSeq and is a predicted model, not a curated record. Lineage: Eukaryota; Fungi; Ascomycota; Sordariomycetes; Sordariales; Chaetomiaceae. The coding region runs from base 1 to 3729 and encodes 1242 amino acids.
AUGGCGGAACUGGAGCGGCAGGGUCAGGGAGCCAGAAAGCGCGCGCGGCAAGCCGGCCAUGUCCCCGCCUGGGGUGACGCGCGGUGGGAUUCGAGAGCCGAACAGCGAUUAAGCGGCAAGAAGGAUCUUUCUGAGGCACGAGCUAUUGUCGUCGCCGCCAUCGAAGAGGAAAAAGCUGCGCGGCGGGCGGAUAACACCCGAACGAGACCGGCGACGUUCCCCGAGCAACGGUUAAAAUGGGUUCCAAGGAAGCGCCACAACUCGCGGUGGCCGAUAGAACCACAGAAAGAGAAAGCCAUUCCGAUGGUGGGCGAGCUACAGCCGCUAGUCGCGCUCGAGGUGCCGCCUUCGCCCGAACCCCUCGAGCCCAAAAUGCAGAUCGACGAGAGUCAAAUGGAGAGCAGGGCGGUGCGCCGCCUCAGCAGGCGUGUUUCGCUUAUCCCUGGAGAUGGGUCGCCGAGGAAGCUCCCCAAGAUCGCUGUAUCGACCGCGAAGACAUCGGCCCCGGUGCUGUCGCCCGCCAAGAGACCGCGAGUGUCGCUGCCACCCACCAAGGUGGCAGACUCUCCGCUCCGGUCGUUCAGGGUCAACGCUACCCCGACGAAGGUCGUCUUGGAAUCACCCACCGCCGGCCCGCCCGAGAGAUCUCCGUCCAGGCUUUCUGGCUCCCCUCUCCCGCCUUCGGAGGAUACCGUCUCUACGCCCGCCAACCAUCCUUCCGAUCCCGCGUCCCCAGCAGAUCCUGCAACGGACGCUGUCCCGCUCGUUUUUGAUCAGCCGACGUUGGACGCGCAAACUGAACCUGAGUACGAGACCCGCAGGCGCCGCUCACUCCACUGUGCGCGUAGGAGCGACCGCGGUUCCCCUGGCGCCUUGCGACUGCUGGCUCUCCAGUCCGGGUGGAAAAGACCCAGCCGCCGACACAGCUCUACCCCAAACGAGCUUUUGUCUGUCGAUCCGCGGGAAGGCUUCAAGGGCAGGCGCCACACGAUGGAUGUCUUUUCUGUUGCGCCUCCAGAGACCCGGGGGAUCGACGCUGGUGACAGCCUGGUCGAGAUCGAUAUGAAGACCAAUCUCGACAUCUUUGGCCUGCCAACGAAGGUCCCCGAGUCAGCACUCCCCGGUCACACUGCAGAUGAGGAUGAAAGUCAGAAGCUGGACCCGACUCUUACAUCCUCUGGAGAAGUCUCUAAUGGGACGGAGGAAGCAGGGGCAGGGGCCGGAGCGGAACACGCAAGCCCCCGUCAGGCAGCAACGAGCCCUGGUAAUUCUGGUGUCGAGACAGGGCAGCUGGCCGAUGCCCAUGCCUCCGAGGACCUGGCAACCUCUGCCCAGGGCGGCCAGCCCGAGGUGUUGUUUGCGCCUCACGACCCCGAAGGCCUCUCGACCAUCUAUGAAGAGUCAUCCAUUUCCGAAGCUCCACGCAAAGAGGAAGUCCACCUCGGAUACAGCACUCAUGAAAAACUCGCGUCGUCGGUUGUGCCGCGCAGAAUCAUCACCAGCCCCGACACCACGACGUCCGCUACGGUUGCUGCCGUGUCGCCGCCGCCCCCCGCCUCAGGACCGAAGAUUGCAAAUGCAAUGCAAAUUGCAGACACAAACAAGACCGCGCUGGGGUUCACGGCUGGAACCCCUCACUCGGUGACCGUUUCCGCCAGCCACGUCGCCCACGUCGCAGAUCCGCUGUCCUCGUCUGAUUCGCCACCGCGCCACGACUUGAGGUCCACCACCGGCCCUGCCAUGCAAGGCCCACGCAAGAGACGUGAUGAAGACGCACAGGGCGCCUCUGAGCGCCCCGUUGUUGUUCCGCGGACAGAUGAAGGAUCGAAAGAGAAGGAACCCGUCAGCUCACCGCCUCAGGUGCCUGGGUCACCAAUCACUGUUACUGCGACGAUGCAAGAGCCUGUCUCAACGCCGAGGGCUUGUCCCGGUGCGGUCGCGGACCGCGUGCAGCAGGAACGCUCCGGAUUCACUCCGAUCAAUGGACGCCAAAUCUCGCCCCCACAUGUGUCCAGCAGUCUUCAGGAUGAAGUCGCAGCAGCGGCUGAACAGGAGUCGGACGAACUUGACGUGGACGAGGUGGUCGAGGAGGAGCUCCAAGCAGUCGAGGAGGAACAGGAUGUUGCUGCUACCAUCGAGGAUGACACCCUAACGAUUAAUCCGCCCCGGCCCGUGAAUGACACCCUCCAAUUGCAAGCCAUGCAAGACGACUCCGAGACGGAGAUGCUGAGGAAGUUUGUCACGCGGGUGACGGCAGAUAAGAACGCCAAGGCGGCAGCCGCCGCCGCUGCUCUCGCGAAGAAGACUGCGCGAGCAGCACGUCGCUCCGGUUCUCUGGGUUCCACUACAUCGUCGACCGGAUCACCAAUGGCCAGGCAGGAGACGAGCAACCCCACCAACAGGAAGCCUCUGGUCGAAAGGAGUGCCAACAGCCCCAGCCCGACCAAGAACAAGCGCAAGCUUUCCCUCUUCGUCGCCGACCUGGAAAAGCCCGAACCCAACUCGAACCUAACCGACGAGCGGUCCGACAACCCGCCGCUCAAGCGGCGGCGCAAGCGCAUCGACCCGGUGCUCCAAGACUCCCUCGACAGCGCGACACCCUCCCCGGAGCCCAACUCCCGCACCACUAACCCCUCCUCCCCGGCCCCCGGCCCGCGCCGGUCCACCCGCACCCGCCGCCUCCGACCCGCGGCGCCCUCGGCGAACUCCAUCGCCCUCUCCCUCAUCCCCGUACGCCUCCCGGGCAUGGGCGCCAUGGACGAUGCCGGCGCCUCGCUCGAGCAGCCCCCCCACCACCACCACCUCUCCUCCGCCGCCGCCAUGGCGCGCCAGCGUGCCGAGGGCAGGGACCUCGCCGCCGUCACGCGCGUCAACACCCGCAAGAACAAGGGCGCCGCCGUGCCGCCGCAGGUCGUGCUCGCCAAGCAGGCCGAGGAUCCGAGCUGGCGGCUGCGGGAGCUGAAGAGCGUGUUCGAGGCCAAGGAGCGGCGGGCGAAUCUGGAGGAUGGGGAUGACGCGGGUGAUUCCGCCGGUGGCGGGAAUCGCGGCGGCGAUGGGGACGGGAGGAAGAGCAGGAAGGCCAAGGGCGUCCGCUGGGCCGAGGAGCUGGUUAGGGUCCACACCGACGAGCCCAGCGUGUUCAGGGGCCUGGCGCGGGGCCUGCUGGCGGACGUGGCGGCCGGCGAUGGCGGCGUCGACGAGAUUGCCGAGGCCGAGCCGCCCGCUGCUGCCGAGCCUGUGAAGGAGAAGACGGCGCGCGUGGCGGCGAGGAAGGCCGCUUCGAGCCCGGGGGCCCCGGCGGCUGCGCCUGCGGCUGCGCCUGCGCCUGUGCCGCAGGUGACGACGAGGCGCACGAGAUCGUCGCGGCUGCCGCCCCCGACGCCGGUCACCAAGAUCGCCGCCGGGGAGAAGCCGGCUGCUGAUAAGAAGAAGGCGUCGGCUGCUGCUGCUGCUGCUGCUGCUGCUGCUGCUGCUCCGGCAUCUACUGCUCCUGCCCCGAGCUUGCGCACCAGGGCGAGGUCCCUGCCCAAGCUUGCCCCUGCCCCUGCCCCGGCUGCCCCGCCUCCUGCGGCGGCGCCGGCUGCUGUGUCGUCAUCGGCAUCGGCAUCCGCAUCGGCGUCGGCUCCGAGGCGGGCAGGGAUGGCGACGAGGCGCACCAAGAUCGCGGGGUUGGGCAUGAGCGCGAACGGCACGCCGGCGCCGAAGCGCAAGGCGCGGACGGCUGUCUAA